Messenger RNA from Mytilus californianus (California mussel), 2491 nucleotides. RefSeq names its product insulin gene enhancer protein ISL-1-like. Gene Ontology annotation, biological process: neuron fate specification; axonogenesis; positive regulation of transcription by RNA polymerase II. The transcript is spliced from 6 exons. The coding region runs from base 663 to 1784 and encodes 373 amino acids. Gene Ontology annotation, molecular function: cis-regulatory region sequence-specific DNA binding; DNA-binding transcription factor activity, RNA polymerase II-specific. Lineage: Eukaryota; Metazoa; Mollusca; Bivalvia; Mytilida; Mytilidae. The record is from RefSeq and is a predicted model, not a curated record. Gene Ontology annotation, cellular component: nucleus.
CUAAAUGCAUGUUAUUUGUAUAUGCUUAGUGGGAAACCAUGUAAAAUACUUAGAUGUAAAAAGCGUGUUUGUUGGACGUGUUCCCUCUAGGAAAUGCUGCUUAAUGGAUGUGGCCUUUCAGGAUAUUAGCAAAAUUGUUUAUGCUUUAAUGUUAAAAGAUUCUACAUCAAAUAAAUUUUUCACUUCCAACCAAAUGACGAUAGAUAAAUGUUGGAUAGUUUAAGGUGUAUAGCAUAUUUUUCAUUUAUAAAAUAUGUCCUGCUUUGCUUUGAAUAAAGCUUUCGUAGAUUCCAGCAAUUUAGAAGUAGCAGCACUUAUCAAAGUUUAUCAAUUCGCUAAACAUUUAUAACAGGAAUCAUUUGGAAAAUAAAUAGUUUACUACAGAUAAAAUAUAUUUCUUUUAACAGAGAGAAGUGUUUCUAUUUUUUGAAGGAAUAUCCUGAUGUUUUAAAAAGUGCUAUGAAAAAUGUGAGGAUAAAUUUUGAAAAUUCUAUGUAAAACGAUGGCUUCAAAAUAAGCAUUAGCGCUUUGCUUAACAGCAAAACGAAUUCUGAAAGCUGGAUCUAAAUUUUCCAGCCGAGUGCUCCUCAGACGAAGAUGUCACCAAAGACAGAUUAUAUUCUUUUGGGAUAUUGUAAGCUACAGAGAGAAGACGGGUUUCCAUGUGUGUUGGUUGUGGUUCGCAGAUACAUGACCAGUUUAUUUUGCGUGUGGCACCGGACUUGGAGUGGCAUGCAUCUUGUCUAAAAUGUGUAGACUGUAGUCAGUUUUUAGAUGAAAGCUGUACUUGUUUUGUAAGAGAUGGCAAAACAUACUGUAGGAGUGAUUACGCUCGAUUAUUUGGUGCGAAAUGUUCAAAGUGUCAAAUGACAUUCACAAGAAACGACUUUGUGAUGAGGGCGCGGGACAAUAUGUACCAUAUAGACUGUUUUCGUUGUGUAGCUUGCAGUAGACAACUUAUUCCUGGAGAUGAAUUCGCUCUUAAAGAAGAAGAACUUUUUUGUAAGGCAGAUCAUGAUGUCGUGGAGCGAGCAUCUACAAAAGAAAAUGGAGCGGAUGAUAUAAACAUUAGAAACAAUAAAAACACAACUGAAAAUUUAAAUAAUGAUAACAAUAAUAACAAAAAGGAAAAUGGAUUACAUCAAAAUUCAGGUAGCAGAGAUCAUAAUUCUCAUUCAAAUUCGAAAAAUAGUGAAUCAAGACGCAAGACAGACCAAAAGCCGACACGUGUACGAACGGUCUUGAAUGAAAAACAGCUGCAUACACUUCGCACGUGCUACAAUGCAAACCCACGCCCUGACGCAUUAAUGAAAGAACAACUAGUAGAAAUGACAAAUUUAAGCCCUAGAGUUAUUAGAGUAUGGUUCCAGAAUAAGAGAUGUAAAGAUAAGAAAAGAAGUAUUCUCAUGAAACAAAUGCAACAACAACAGCAAGACAAGAAUGGAGGACGAUUACAUGGUCCAUUGCAAGGAGUUCCGAUGGUUGCUUCAAGUCCUGUUCGACAUGAGAGUCCCAUGCAAGUGAAUCCAGUUGAAGUGCAAAGCUAUCAACCUCCGUGGCAAGCACUCAGUGAUUUUGCAAUGAAAAAUGACAUGGAACAACCCCCGUUUCAACAACUGAUGAAUUCAUUUGACAAUAUGGAUUCUGACAGUACCUCUUCGUAUCACAACGAUAAUGCUGUUUACAAUGACAGUUACGUGUGGAGCCAGCCAGAUCAUGAUAACGGACAAUUUUCAGACUCGGACUACCAUGAAUCGGAAAUGUCAAGUCCAUUGAGUCAGUAAUACUUGACGAUGGAACUUUAGUGCGCGGAGGAACGAUUCUCAAUUCAGGGACAGUAAUUACACAAUCACACAAUGGACUUGUGACUUUUCCGGAAGUAGCUGUGUUAUUUCCGGUCUUUAUAAAAAUGAUGAUUUCUGUGCAGUAGACAAUUUUGUUGUUGUGAUUUUGUGGUCAAGUUUAUUUAAGAAAACAAAAAAUGUAAAAAUAGACUACGUUUUGUUCAGUUGGUAUAAUCAUGCUUGGUUGUCUUGUGAUUUUUUUACGUUUAGAGAAACACUGACGUCUCUUAAUAUAUUCAGAAAAAAAACUCUUUAAAAUUUUAAAGGAAAGAGCGUUGUAAGCAUUUAUUUCUUGAAAAUUGACUACCAUGUAGUUGUUCACUUGUUACCUGCUGGCAAACAUUUUAUGUUACCUUGGUUGACUCACUUCUCGUUUCUUGAAAAAGCUCUACAAGCAUACACCAACUUAAUGCAUUUGAUUUCCAGUUUUGUUUGUUUCUCAGCUGAGCUGAGAGAUUUUCACGUGUAUACAUUCUUAAUAUAUGUUGAGUCCACAGAAAAUCAAACGUUGUUGAUCUUUUAUUUGCUCAUUUUUUUGUGACUUUACACAAACAAGUUUAGUUAUCGUAUUGGAUGGCAAAUGUAUGUUUUAUGAAAUUUUAAUUUAUUAUUACUAUUUAUUAAUAAAUCUAUCAAAAUAUCUUGUA